AUGUUUGGAUCAUCAUUUGCCUUAUUAGGCUUAUUUUUAUGUGUUAUGUUAAAUGGACAAUCAAUCAAUUCGAAUAUAAUUCCCGACAAAUUAAAUGUGAAACAAUCGAUUAUUCUUUCAAAUUCGACUAACAACUCAACCGAUAAUAAACCAAAAGAAGGACGAUGGGAUGAUUAUACCACAACAGAAAGACCAUGGACCUAUUCUACAACCAGACGAUGGAAUUAUACCACAACAGAAAGACCAUGGACAACUACACCUUAUGUAACGAAUUCAACAUUGACACCGGUUACGGUAACGAAUUCAACAUUAACACCGGUUACGGUAACGAAUUCAACAUUGACACCGGUUACGGUAACGAAUUCAACAUUNACACCGGUUACGGUAACGAAUUCAACAUUGACACCGGUUACGGUAACGAAUUCAACAUUGACACCAGUUACAGUAACGAAUUCAACAUUGACACCGGUUACGGUAACGAAUUCAACAUUGACACCGGUUACGGUAACGAAUUCAACAUUNGCAUCAUCGACAACUCCCAGUAGCACAACAGCAUCAUCGACAACUCCCAGUAGCACAACAGCAUCAUCGACAACUCCCAGUAGCACAACAGCAUCAUCGACAACUCCCAGUAGCACAACAGCAUCAUCGACAACUUCCAGUCCCACAACAGCAAAUUCAACAUCAACAUCGACGACAACAGCUAAACCUAAUGGAUCGAAAUCCAAUCAAAUAUCAGCAUUAACAACAGCAUUUUCAUUGAUAUUCAUAACAUUUACUUUGAUCUAUCAAUCAAAUUCUAAUAUUUUUUUGUAAAACAUUUUUUCUUUUAAAACCUAUUCAAAUCACUUUACAAUACAAUAAAAACGUUGUACUAUUUCAAACAAUUAA
This is a messenger RNA of Dermatophagoides pteronyssinus (European house dust mite), 891 nucleotides long. RefSeq names its product cell wall protein DAN4-like. The record is from RefSeq and is a predicted model, not a curated record. NCBI's taxonomy places the organism in Eukaryota, Metazoa, Arthropoda, Arachnida, Sarcoptiformes, Pyroglyphidae.